Molecule: messenger RNA, 2726 nt
Organism: Xyrauchen texanus (razorback sucker)
Lineage: Eukaryota; Metazoa; Chordata; Actinopteri; Cypriniformes; Catostomidae
Product: PDZ and LIM domain protein 2-like
Exons: 10
Coding region: 341-1441 (366 amino acids)
Biological process (GO): heart development; actin cytoskeleton organization; muscle structure development
Cellular component (GO): adherens junction; stress fiber; Z disc
Molecular function (GO): muscle alpha-actinin binding; actin binding
Source: RefSeq, a predicted model, not a curated record
AGCAACACGUGGCAUGUGAGCGAGGAGCUCGUGGAUGAUGCUGCAACAUCUUCCACGGCGGAAACAUCAACGCGAGAAGUUUGACAAAACUGGGCGGUGUGUGAAUUUGGUCACAUGGACUUUACAGGCUAAAAACGGACGCUCUUAAAGUGUUUCAGACAGGGCUGUUUAGUAAACACGAAAGAUUGUUUCAGGAGAAUUCUUCACGUUCAAACAGAAAGCGUGUGUGAUUUUUCACGUCAUCCUUACAGGUGUCAAUCAGCAGUGUGAUUACCUCUAAGCGCGCUCCAACUCUUGUACUCUGCACUCCUGAGAGCACUGGGUAGCAGCCUGUGGUCACAUGAUGCCGUUUACAGUAAACCUGAUUGGCCCAUCUCCCUGGGGAUUCAGAAUAUAUGGAGGGCGAGACUUCAAGAAGGCCAUAACCGUCUCCAAGGUGAAUGCUGGCAGUAAGGCAGAGAUGGCCUGUCUUCAGCCUGGAGACAUCAUCAUGGAGAUCAAUGGGCAGAAUACCGGUGAUAUGCUGAAUGUAGAGGCACAAAACAAAAUCAAGAGCUGCACGACACAACUGCAACUUCUCGUGGAAAGGCCUGCUCCUCCCACUCCCGGUCAGACCAACGGAAUUACCUCGCCGGAGCAAUUGGUUGGCCGCUUCCAGGAUGCUGUGCAGGUGAGUCGAGAUGAGAACCAGAACUACAGAGAGUACUGCAUCUCCAGCCCAGCUUCUCUGUCCCCUGGGCCAUAUUCACCAGAAUCUCCAUCCAGCCCAGACCGCAAAGGAGGCAGGAUCACUCCCACCAACAAAAGCCUGCAGUUCCAUUCCUGGUCCUCAGAAGACAAAAACAUACAGAGUCAAAGAUUGUCCAGACCCCUCUCUCAGGAGAUUUCUUCCGUGGAUUUCCGCAGUAACUCCGUGUCCAGUCGGACUCCAACUCCUCCUGGACGAUACUCGCCACAAAGUCCCAUCGACCGAGAGCUGUCCAUCUCCCCACGACGAAGCUCGGACUUUGCCAUGCAGAGGUUUGACAGAGACUCUGAAGUGUAUAAGAUGAUUCAGGAGAACAAGGAGUCCCGUACAGCUCCUCGCCAAUCCAACACCUUCAAGAUGCUACAGGAGGUGCUAGAGGCUGAUGAGAAAGAGGCAGCCAUCCAGUUUCCAGGGAAUCUCUCGCCAAGCCCAUCCAAGACCACGUCCACUUCUGGUGGGCAGAAACACCACACCUGUGAAAAAUGUGGCACCAGCAUUGUCACCCAGGCCGUGCGUAUCAUGGACGAUCGCUUCCGUCACCCAGAGUGCUACACCUGCACAGAGUGUGGACUCAACCUAAAGAUGCGUGGCCACUUCUGGGUGGAAGAUGAAAUGUUCUGCGAGAAGCAUGCCCGAGAAAGAUACCAGGGCUCCAACAGUGGCCUUCAACCCGUCGUGUCCUCUCGCAAAUGAGAUGUCCAAUCAGCCACCCUCCUGACAUCGCCUCCAGCUCUUCUGGUUGGCUGGGAUCACAUCGAGAAGGAGAGGACUGUGAUGUCAUGGUUACAUUGUCUAAUGGGAGCCAAAUAAAAUGUUUGCCGUCACAAAGCUUUGGGACCCAGUGCGGUCGUGUCCUCUCCUUCAGUUAUUAUGACACCCCACUGUUAGAGACUUUGAUCUAUAGAAUUGCAAAGGUGAAAAGGAGUUUAUAUAAGUGCCUACAUUAGUAUUUCUGAAACAGUUAGCAAAUUACGGUUUAAUUUUUACAUAGCCUUCCUCUUCCAUAUGUUGUAUUACGCAUUCAAAACAGCUUUUGUUAUACAUAGACAUUUAAAGGAAUAGUUCAACCAAAAAUACAAAUUCGGUCAUCGUUUACUCACUAUAAUGUCUUUGCAAACCUGUAUGACUUACUUUCUUCAGUGGCGCACAUGAGAAGAUGGGACUUACAGCCUUGGCCACUUUCUUAGAAACUAAAAUUCUGACAUCUCCAAUUGUGUUUCAAGGAAGAAGGAAAGUCAUACAGGUUUGGAACAACACAAGAGUGAUUACAAUAACUGAUGACAAUUUUCAUUUUUGAUGAACUAUCCCAUUAUCUUGGGUUUAAAUUAGUUUUUUUUUUUUAAAUGUUAGAGCUUUUCCAUAGACUCAAACAAUGAGCUGUGACAAGUAUGCACAAGCAGUGCUAAUGCACACAGGACUGGUUUCCUUAGUGUGUCAGUGUGCGUGUGUGGAUGCGUGCACAUAUGUAUUGUGACUAUUUGGGUGUAUAUGCACUUGAAGGGUUUGAUGAUUACUUGGAAGUGAUUCUUAGUUUGAUUAAAAUGCCUCCCUUCAUAAAAAAGCAGCUAUUGUCCACAACAAAUUCCCCAUCCACACAAAAGCACACGUAUUUAGAAUUCUACAUAGAAUCUUUUCCAUUUGCUUUGUUUUAAACAAGGGAAAUCUAAAGAGUCAUGAUAUAUAAUUUUUUUUUGUGUAAAUAUGUUUAUUUUUCACCUUAAACUCUAUGUAGACCAAGCAGAGAGUUUUGCUUGCACGUGUUUGUAUUUUCAGGGUUGCAUGGUUGUUUCUUCCAUAUAAAGCAGUUUCCUUCAAAUGCAAGAGAAUAGAGUAUGAUAUUUGAAUCACAGUUCACAGAAACACAUCUCUCUCACCUGUGGAUCAAAUAUGUUGAACAGUGAAUCUUCACGUUUUGUUUGUAGGGUUGGACACAAUCGCUUUACCUUUUCUGUUUCAAAUAAACAACUUUAAAUAUCAA